Messenger RNA from Penicillium diatomitis, 369 nucleotides. RefSeq lists its product as uncharacterized. The record is from RefSeq and is a predicted model, not a curated record. The transcript has a single exon. NCBI's taxonomy places the organism in Eukaryota, Fungi, Ascomycota, Eurotiomycetes, Eurotiales, Aspergillaceae. Bases 1 to 369 code for a protein of 122 amino acids.
AUGUUUGGCAGCCUUCCCCGCAUGCAAAGUUUAAGCCCUUCUGCUGCUGGUUCAGAAUGGGAAGAUCCAUCUCUGCUUCGCAUGACCCCCGGCUUUUUCUAUGACACAUUUUAUUCUGUGGUGGUAAUUCCCUCCUCCUUCAGGUCGACAUUCUUAAUGAGAGCCGCCUGCCCACCGAUCGCGCCCCCACCCUCACACGAGAGACUCCCCUUGACUCGUCUGGGAUUGAUCGCUGUGGUCAUUCUUACUCGUGCACCGACUGUACUAUUCUUCCCAUCGGAAACGCCCGUCCUCACCUCGCUGAAGAUCUGCUCCCGCUCCUCCUGCUCCUCCUCCUCCUCCUCAUCCCUCCUCCUCAUCGUCGGAUGA